This is a messenger RNA of Fundulus heteroclitus (mummichog), 1873 nucleotides long. Its product is annotated as zinc finger protein 135-like. The transcript is spliced from 2 exons. Gene Ontology annotation, cellular component: nucleus. The coding region runs from base 92 to 1495 and encodes 467 amino acids. Lineage: Eukaryota; Metazoa; Chordata; Actinopteri; Cyprinodontiformes; Fundulidae. Gene Ontology annotation, molecular function: RNA polymerase II cis-regulatory region sequence-specific DNA binding; DNA-binding transcription factor activity, RNA polymerase II-specific. The record is from RefSeq and is a predicted model, not a curated record. Gene Ontology annotation, biological process: regulation of transcription by RNA polymerase II.
GAAGUGAAACUAAAAGGCUCCAGCAGCAGCUCAUCUGGAAGACUGUUGUGUUGUGGUUUGUCAGCUGAAUCUUUGCGUAGUUUCAGCAACAAUGUCUUCAGUUCAGCAUCUGAGAGAGUUUAUCAGAGAGCGACUAACUGCUGCUGCUGAAGAAAUCUUCUCAGAGGUUGAGAAAACCAUCGUCCGCUACGAGGAAGACGCCAGACUGCUGGAAAGCUGCUGGAGACCCCAGAUAAAGACCACCAGAAUCGACCUCCAGAAGCCACAUGUCUCCACGGAGGAGGAAGAUUCUUCCAUCCAACAGCUCUGCAACCAGAGGAGAAGGUCCAGUCAUGACCGGGAGGAAGCAGAACCUCAGUGGUCUGAAGAGGAACAGAUGGAACCAGAUCCUCCUCUGACUGAAGAACAGGGGGAACCAGAACCUCCACUGAUUAAAGAGGAAAAGGAGGAAGCAGAACCUCAGUGGUCUGAAGAGGAACAGAGGGAACCAGAACCUCCACUGAUUAAAGAGGAAAAGGUGGAGCCUGCGUCUUUAUGGGUUAAAGGGGAACAAAUGCAACCAGAUCCUCCAUUGAUUAAAGAGGAAAAGGAGGAACCAGAACCUCCACUUAUUAAAGAAGAACAUGUAGAGCCUGAGUCUUCAUGGUCUGAAGAGGAACAAGAAGAACCAGAAUGUCCAAUGAUUGAAGAAGAAAAGGAAAUGCUGGAUUCUUCAAGGAUUAAACAUGAACAACAGGAUGCUGAACAUUUAGCAACUAGAAGGGAUCAGGAGGAUGUCUGCAGCAGUCAGGAGGGAGAGCAGCUUGUCCAGAAGAAGUCUGUUGCUCUAAUGGAGACCUUUACCCUUCAGGAACAUGAAGGAGAACCAAGAACUGAGCAGCUUUCCUUUCAUAUCUCUCCUGUAGUUCAGACCAAAGACCAGGAAGGAAGCAGCUCCACUGGGUCAGAGAGACAGUCUUUCACUGACACUAAGAAAAUGUCUUUAAAAUGUGAUGUUUGUGGAAAGUCUUUGACGCACAAGAGUCUUUGGAAAAGGCAUUACAGAACCCACACAGGUGAGAGGCCUUUUCCUUGUCAGACAUGCGGAAAAAGCUUUACUCAGCUGAGUCAUUUAAAUAAUCACAUUAGAACCCACACAGGUGAGAGGCCUUUUCCUUGUCAGACAUGCGGAAAAAGUUUCACUCAGCUGAGUCAUUUAAAUAAUCACAUGAGAACCCACAGUGACGAGAAGCCUUUUUCUUGUCAGACAUGCGGAAAAAGUUUCACUCAAGCAUCCAGUUUAUAUGGUCACAUGAGAACCCACACAGGUGAGAGGCCUUUUUCUUGUCAGACAUGCGGACAAAGUUUCACUCAGCUGAGUCAUUUAAAUAAUCACAUGAGAAUUCACACAGGUGAGAGGCCUUUUUCUUGUCAGACAUGCGGAAAACAUUUCACUCGACUGAGUAAUUUAAAUGUUCACAUGAGAAUCCACACAGGUGAGAGGCUUUUUUCAUGACAGGGUUUCCGCGGGGCAUUAAGUCAUUAAAUUUUUUAAAAUUAAGUACUUAAUUGGCAUUAAAAGUCAUUAAAUGUGAUUAUCUAUGGCAUUAAAAAUGCCUUAUUUUUUUAUAGUAAUACAGUCAUAAAAAGAGUUUCGUCGGAUAUAUCACAUCAGAUAUAACUGAUUCCGCGUGUUUGCACGGAACUGCUUCCGGUUGAUCGUAAAGCCGUUUGUUUUUACAAUGUUCGGAAGAGGAGCUCGAGGCGAUAAGAGCUAGAGAAUGGGAAAAUACUAAUUUCAACAAAAGUGGAUGGAAAACGAGGAAUUCGGGACAUGACUGCAGCCUGUCGACGGUAAAGAUGACGAAGGAUUUUGCCGUGUUUGUAAAAAAAA